This is a messenger RNA of Camelus dromedarius (Arabian camel), 6256 nucleotides long. It is a transcript of the gene MEGF9, whose product is annotated as multiple EGF like domains 9. Gene Ontology annotation, biological process: animal organ morphogenesis; tissue development. The record is from RefSeq and is a predicted model, not a curated record. Lineage: Eukaryota; Metazoa; Chordata; Mammalia; Artiodactyla; Camelidae. Bases 168 to 1964 code for a protein of 598 amino acids. The transcript is spliced from 6 exons.
CCGCGUACGGCCCGGUCGCUCCCUCCGCGCUGGGGCCCGCCCGCGGGGCCGGCCGCCUGUCAGAGGGAGGUGGCGAUGGUGCUCCCGGUGGCGGUGGCGGAUGCGGCGGCUUCCCUGGUCCAAGUGCAGGGAGGAGAAGAUGACUGACCGACCGACUGACUGAAUGAAUGAAUGGCGGAGCCGAGCGCGCCAUGAGGAGCCUGCCGAGCCUGGGCGGCCUCGCCCUGUUGUGCUGCGCCGCCGCCGCCGCCGCUGCUUCAGCAACCUCGGCGGGGAAUGUCACCGGUGGUGGCGGGGCCCGGGGGCAGGUGGACGCGUCGCCGGGCCCGGGGCUGGGGGCCGAGCCCAGUCACUCUUUUUCUAAGGCCACGGUUCCUACGGCCCAGGCCCCGAGGACCGGACCCCCACGGGGUACCGACCACCGACUCCUGGCUACAUCCUCUUCAGCCCAGUCCCUGGAGACCACCCCUCCUCCGGCCGCGACCGGACCCGCUCCGACCACCUUUCAGGCGCCGCUCGGCCCCUCGCCGACCACCCCUCCUGCGGUGGAACCCACUCCGACCACCCUUCGGGCUACGACCAGACCUGCGCCGACCACCAUCUCGACGACCCCUGGCCCGGCGCCGACCACCCCUGUAGCGACCACGGUGCGGGCGCCCACCAUUCCCCCGAUCCUGAGCUCGGUUUUCCCCGGCGGCAGCAGCAGCUUCCUGCCCACCCCACCUGCCACCGAGGCCCCCACUCCGCCUUCCCCAGAAUAUGUAUGUAACUGCUCUGUGGUCGGAAGCCUGGAUGUGACUCGCUGCAACCACAGCACAGGGCAGUGUGAGUGUCAGCCAGGUUAUCAGGGUCUUCGCUGUGAAACCUGCAAGGAGGCCUUUUACCUGAAUCGUACUUCCGGGCUCUGUCUACCGUGUGACUGUAGUCCACAUGGAGCCCUCAGCGAACUCUGCAACAGUUCUGGAAAAUGUCAGUGCAAAGUGGGUGUCACCGGCUCUUCAUGUGAUCGAUGCCAAGAUGGAUAUUACGACUUUAAUAAGAAUGGCUGCUUGCCCUGCCGAUGCAGUAAUCGGUCUGCCAGUUGUGAUGCCCUCACAGGUGCUUGUCUAAAUUGCCAGGAUAACAGCCAAGGGGAUCACUGUGAAGAAUGCAAAGAAGGGUUUUAUCAGAGUCCUAAUGCCACAAGAGAAUGUCUUCACUGCCCUUGUUCAGCAGUGACAUCUACAGGCAGCUGUGUCAUAAAAUUGGGUGAACUGGAACCUCAGUGUGUCCAGUGUAAAGAUGGUUACACAGGCCAGAACUGCAAUGAAUGUGAAAAUGGCUAUUACAAUUCUGACAGCAUCUGUAUGGAAUGUCAAUGUCAUGGCCACGUGGACCCAAUGAAAACUCCCAAGAUUUGUAAGCCCGAGAAUGGCGAGUGCAUCGGCUGCCUCCAUAACACCACUGGGUUUUGGUGUGAGAGCUGCCUAGAAGGUUAUGUUCGAGACCACGAUGGAAAUUGCACCAAGAAAGAAGUUAUUGUUCCAACACCUGAAGGUUCUACCAUUUUGGUUUCCAAUGCCUCUUUGACCACAUCCGUGUCCACCCCUGUUAUAAAUAGUACCUUUACCCCUACAACCCUGCAGACUAUCUUUUCAGUAAGCUCUGCUGAAAACAGCACGUCAGCUUUAGCUGAUGUAUCAUGGACCCAGUUUAACAUCAUCAUUUUGACAGUCAUCAUCAUUGUGGUGGUGCUGCUGAUGGGAUUUGUGGGGGCUGUGUAUAUGUACCGGGAGUACCAAAACCGGAAGCUCAAUGCCCCCUUUUGGACCAUCGAGCUGAAAGAAGACAACAUCAGUUUCAGCAGCUACCAUGACAGCAUUCCCAAUGCAGAUGUGUCAGGAUUGUUGGAAGACGACGGCAAUGAAGUGGCUCCCAAUGGGCAGCUGACCCUGACGACACCGAUCCAUAACUAUAAAGCCUGAGGAGCUGGAGCUGUUCUCCCCAGGGGUCGGACCACAGUGCUCACUGGGACAGCAUCAGCCCCUGGGCCAGACAAAGCCCGGCUAGAGUGGCCGAGAUGAGAAAGCAAAGGCAUAGAGUGCAUCUGAUUCAGGUACAAAUCUGUAACGUACUUAACCUAUUACUCUUAGUUUUCCCAUGAAGAUCCGAGCAGUCACUGUCAAUAAGGACUUGAAGUAAAGUAUAUUUUUGUACCAAAUCACACGGGAGUGUAGAAAGGCUGAACCGUAUAGUGUGGCCCAAAUCCACUUUGACCUCCAAGCAGACUCCUGGGGAAGUGUUCAGCAAACCAGCGGAAGCGGGACAAUGGGUGAGGAGGGGGAAAGGACUUCCAGAAGACUUCAUCUCCGUUCCUGAAGCGUAUUUUUUUAAAAGGACGGUCAGGGAUGAUGUUCAUUUUACUAAAAGACAUCACUGAGGAAACGCUGAUGUUUGGGCUGUAUCACAAUGAACGAUCUCGAUUAUCUCUAGGAUUGGGGCAGAAAAGUCCCAAGAAGAUCUUGAGGACGGUUUGACUUUUUCCUUCCAGAAUUCUUGCUCAACGAUAGGAGUAAAGCACAGGAUAAGCUUCUAAUAGUAGAGAGAGGAAGGCAACCUCUGGGGGCAGGAAGCUGGUGGUCCUCCUGAGGGUCUCUGUGUAAAUGAUAAAUUGUCUAAAAUGCCUCUAGAGAAAUAGGGUGUAUAUAAUUAAUGUAGCAUAUCUGGUCAACAUUGUAUUUGUAUCUAUUUGUAAAAAAAAAUCAUGUCAUAUUUUAUCAUCUAGAAUUUAUUUGUACAGCAGUCGAUGGUGUUGUAAAAAGAAAAUAUGGGGUUAAAAUACUGUAAAAUAGAUGGCAAUACUGCUAGAGCUGGGACUCUGGUGAGCAUCAGUCAUUUUUAGUCCCUCUUUGGACACUGUUGAAAUUUAUAAGAGGAUGAAUGUUUCUAAUUUUUCUUUCCCUUUUUCAAUCUAAAAGUAGUUACAUGUUCUUUGACUUAGUAUAGAUUCAAGCAAUAGAUUUUGAAGUCAGGCAUUGUUCAGCUGGGACACAGGCUGCACUCUCCAAACUGCUCAUCUAAUUAGACACUAGCCACUCUAUAUAUUUUACAUAGAUUAAUGCAGAACAUAUUCUCAUUAAAAAUGCUUUUUUUUAAAUGUAAAAAUAGUCUUCCAAAGGAAUUAGAAAUAUUUUAGUUCCAAAAGAAAAGCCAUCAUAUCACUUGGGAUCCCCUGUGAAAUAUCAUGCCUAUGAAAUAUUUAUAUUUCUCCAUCCCCUCAAAAUACCUCCUACAUUUGAACAUAGCUCAUUACUCACAUGCCAUGAGGUGUGUACCAUCCCUCUGCAGUGCUACAGUUCUCCUGUCUUCUUGUCUGGUUACAGGGCAGCUCUGUAGCUGAGUGGGUAUAAUUAGUCCUUGCUUUUUCAAUGCAGUUUUUUUCCUAGAGGCCAUCUCUACCAUUCUCUCAUCUGAUUGUGAUAUUGACAGACUGUGGAUUAAGCAAGCCAGGAAAAGCAGCCAGAAGUCAAAUAUAGAUAUUUACUAGGAGGAAGAGCAAACUGUGAAGUGGUUAGAAAAGAGCAAAGACUGGACCUAGGAAAUCCAAGUGGGUAACUUUGCCUGACUUCCCCAGAGGAAAACCUGGAAUUUGGUCUUGCCUCUGUAGUUGUUCUCAGGGUUUGGAGAUGAUGCUCUGGGGAGCAUACAGGCAGAUAAUCUAUUUCUAGUAACCUGAGGUGCUCUGAAUCUUUGGCCAUUGCUCAUGAAAGUAGAGAUUACAUUAUGUUACGUUAUAUUAAAAUUAGUUAAUAUUUCUAUAGCCCUUUGCAGUUUGCAAUACAUCUUUCCAUAUGUGUGUCCUUUAUUCCUCACUAUAGGCCCCUGAGGACGUAACUGUUGUCUCCAUUUUAUCAGUGAGGUCAAAUGUCCGUUCAAGGCUACACAGUGCAUCAUUAUUAGGCUUGGAGUCAGGACUCCUAACUCUGAAGCACAUGAUCUUUCAGCUAUAUGCUGGUGCAGAAAUGGCCUAGCCGUGGUUACAGGAAGGCUGGGAGGAAGAGUCCCGUCUGUGAAUGUUUCUAAUUUUUGUAAGUACCAGGUACCAUCCAGGGCCAUACAGCCAUGAAAGACUCUGUGGAAAGAACACAGGAGAAUUACUCUCUGAAGCCAGUAUUGAUGAUAAGAGAAUAAAAAUACCAGUUUGUGCUUCAUUAAAGUGAGCUAAUCCUUCCAAGUGGGGAAAGAAAACCUGAUUUCCUCAGCAGCUGCCACACGUGCGUGUGAGACUUUUGCAACGCACAAUUCCAAGGAGUUGAGUAAAGUGACAUACCUGCCUUUCUCCCAGAUCCCCACCCCCACAGCCAGGGAGUGAGGAUGGUGAGAAAAAACGUUUGUGAAACAGAAGUUAAACCAAUGGAGAAAGAAGGAGUUUGUUGGGGUCUAAGAGCCAAUGUCAAAUAGUCCAGAUACUGGCCAUGAAGAGAUUCUUUGAAACAUACCGUAAAAGGUAUUGCAAAAAUUCAAUGACAAAGAAUGUUUACCUUUAAAGACUUAUGAACAGCUCCUAGGUCUUGUUCUUAAUUUUUCCCAAUGGAAAAAAAUUAAGGCCUUAAAAUCUGUUUUAAGUAAUAUUCUUUAGUGUCCCCUACUUCUGUGGGUGGAAAUAAUUUUGUUCUAAAAUAUAAUUCAAUAUGGAGUGAUCUACCACCAAAACCAGACUAGGAAACUAGUCUGGAAUGCAUUGCACAGUAUUCAUUCCUCUGAAGGCAUGAUCCGCGUGAACUAUGGCGUUCAGCACCAGGAUCCCAUAAAUCCUUUAGAAAGACUAAUACUGGAAGAAUUUUUGUCUAAGGAUUAGAAAUGUAUUUAUUUUCAAAUAAGAUAAGACUAGUGUGAAUCUUAUUGAUGAAUGACAGACACUGUUAUUAAGUGAUACUUUUAUUUUCAAUAAUUCGUUUUAGUAAGCCCUUCUGCAUUUCUGACAGUGAGGUACCCUAGGUAGUGUUGUUAAGUAUGUCCAUUCUCCCUGACUUACCCCUCCCUCCCUCUACCCUCUAGCUCCCAGAGGUCUCUUACUAAUGGAAUUUCUCCAGUUAUAGAGAAAAAUGGUAAUAAAAACUAAACCUCAUUUGUAUUAAGGUCCUAUGGACUUAAUGUGUUACUCUUAGGGAUACCUGAAUUUUAAGAGUGGAGAACAGAGCAGACAUGGAAUGGGAGGAGAGAAAUUUGGGGGAGAGGGUUUGUAGAAGCGCCAAAUUUUAUGACUACUCUCUAGCCCCAAUAUUCCCAGGAAAAUUGACCAUUAAAGCAAUACUCACUGACCCACUAGUUCAUUUUGGUCAGCUGAGUGCCCUCAGGACAUUUAGUCCUUCUUGUGCUGUUUUGGAGCCAGAGAGUUAAAUUAACAGGACUUCCUCCUGACAGCCUCAAUUUGGACUGGGUCAUUCGAUCAUUCACCUUGGUCCUGUAUUUUUUGUAGGAUACAUGGUGAACAUAACACCACUCAUAAUGAACAUUCCCUGGUUCUUCUAUUUUGAGGUAUGUGGGAAGGAGUUGAAUUUACACAUCUCAAGGAAGGAUCUCUGACAAAAUGUUCAGAGAAGUAAAAUGCAACCCAAUGUAACCUGUUAGAGCAAGAAAAACCUCUCUGGCCUCAUCCAUGGAGAACCUUUGGCCCGUUAUGAUCGUCUUGAUAGGAGUUUGGGAGCUAUCAUGAGCUUGGUGUGUACAGGGGACUAAUGGAAAGUUAAUGCGGAUUUUCUCUUCAACCCCGAGCCAGUGACUAUGGCAACUAAGGGGAGAAGCAGGAAGAACACACUGAUUCAUCUGAACAAGUCAGAUAAUCUCAAAUGGACUAAAAAGGUUAUGGAUCAUCAAAAUGUCAGUGUUGGAUGAUGCUUUUUCAAAGGCAACUGGGAACCUUUCUUAUUACUCACGCACAUGCAGUAACUGUGACAGCAGCCCUAGGACGUGAGCCCAGGGCUUCAGGUCUCCGUUAGUCCGAGAACUAAGUGGUUUCAAGCUAAGUUUUAAUGCUAGGCACAAGCACUCUGUAAUGCGUUAAAUUUCAGCCCGAGCAAUUGGGGAUGUUUCUGAAACAUUAAACUUGUAUUUAUGUCACUAAAAUUCUAACACAAAUUUUAAAAACAUGUCUCAUACAUAUGCUGUACUAGGCUUCAUGAAGCAUUUCUAAAUUUGUGUAUGAUUUGAAUAUAUGAAAGAAUUUAUACAAGAGUGUUAUUUAAAAUUAUUAAAAAAUAAAUGUAUAUAAUUUGUA